AUGGAGAGCUUCGCAGACGAUUCACAAGAUGGGCUAGGAUACGAGAUGCCGCCGCAGAUAUAUCCCAACUAUGGGAUGGCGGGCGGGAGUCCGUUCAAUGCCAGCCACGCAGGUCAAGCGAUUCAGGAUGACGAGAGAGACGGGGACCCAAAAAGGAGGAGGAUAGCAAGGGCUUGCGAUAUGUGUCGCAAGAAAAAGAUCAAAUGCGAUGGCAAGAUGCCCAAAUGCUCCCAUUGCAUCAAUUACAAGACGGAAUGCAUAUUCACACAGGUUGAAAAGAAGAGGAAUCCUCCCAAAGGCGCCAAAUAUAUCGAAGGAUUAGAAAAUCGAAUGAGGAGAUUAGAGGGGCUGUUGAAGAUGGCAGGUAUAGCGGACAGCGAGACUGAUAUCCCUUCAAUUGAGCGCCGCCUGCAACAGGCCCAACACAAUGAUCUCAAUGGGUUUUCUGGUGCUACUGCCGCCGCUCGCUCAUCGAUUGAAAAUGCCGGCAAAUCACGCACAGGCUCAUUACAAUCUACUCCGCCACAAGACUCAAAUUCAAGUCCUAGGGUGGCCGACUCACCUGUUUCACAAGAGGACAAGGAGCACGACGUCGAGGCAUUGUCGGAUAUGAUGUGUUCCCUUGUUACCAACAAUUGCGGAGAAACCAGGUAUAUCGGCUCCUCCUCCGGCUUUUCAAUAUUCUCACCCCGCGGCAUUCAAUGGGUUAAUGAAAAGACGGGUGACACAUCAUUCCACGAUAUGAUACAGGCCGCCUAUGUUGACGACAAUAAAUGGCUAUAUUGGAAACCGGAGAUAUUUAGUGAUAUCUUUGCCCGACGAGUUUUCAAGCCAUUGCCUCCAAAGGAAGAGGCCAUGUCGUUAUUCCGAGACUUUUUCGAUAACUUCAAUGCUCUCCUUCCUCUGUUUCACGAACCCACUUUCAUGCAUCUUGUUGAACGACAAUAUUCACGAGAUCCUUACGAAGGUUCAGGGUGGUGGGCUAGUAUCAAUAUUGUACUAGCUAUCUCACACAGACUUCGUGUGAUGAGUCACCUUGUUCCUCAAGAAGAGGAUAAGAAGGCCUGGCUUUACCUUAAAAACGCAAUGGGUGUCUUGACAGAGCUUACAAUGCGUAAUACGGAUCUCCUAAGUGUCCAAGCUCUCCUGGGAAUGUCUCUGUUCUUGCAAGGCACUCCCAAUCCACAGCCAUCAUUUUUCCUGGUGGCAGCUGCCAUCAGACUCUCACACAGUAUUGGGUUGCACAAACGAGGCUCACUAUUCAACCUGAACCCAGUAGAAGUGGAGCAGCGUAAAAGAGUCUUUUGGAUCGCUUACUUAUUGGACAAAGAUAUCUGCCUCCGAUCUGGGAGACCUCCGGUACAAGACGAUGACGACAUGAACGUUGAGCUUCCCAGUGAAAUACCUCCUGAUAACGUUGGCCUCAUUCCCCUGGUGACUGGCGAAGGCCAAUUCAACAUCUUCAGGGUAAUGUGUCGAUUCGCCAUCAUCCAAAGCAGAGUGUACAAAAGACUAUACUCAACCAAGGCCGCUAAACAGUCUGACGGCGAGAUUCUGAAUACAAUUGGCGAACUUGACAAGGAACUAGAAGAGUGGAAGGAUAGUAUACCGCUCGACUAUCGCCCUGAAAAUGAGAUCAAGACAACACACACACCCCUGAUACUGCAUGUGAUGAUCUUACACUUUGCAUACUACAACUGCCUGACUACGAUACAUAGAAUGGCAGUGCACCACGGCUACUGGACUAGCCGCUUGUCCAACUAUGCUAUACAAGGAUUGAAUGCAAGGCCAUUAAAUCCCAGAGUCUUCUCUUCUGCCAAUAUCUGCGUUUCCGCUGCAAGAGCAUCAAUCAAUUUGAUAAAAUAUAUUCCCCAAGGCGAUUUCGCCUGCGUAUGGCUCGUCCUAUAUUACCCAGUCUCUGCUCUUGUUACGCUGUUUGCGAAUAUCUUGCAAAACCCACAGGAUGCCCGUGCUCGUUCAGAUAUCAAAUCAAUGAAUGUUGUGGUCAACUUUCUUUCAAUGUUGGGCUCAGACGAAUCUAAUGGCAGCGUCAGACGGAUGCUGAGUGUCUGCGCGGAAUUCGAGAGAAUUACCAGAGUGGUGGUCGACAGGGCCGAGAAAGAAGCGCUCUCAAGACGAAAACGCAAAGUUGCCACGGAGGAUAUGAACGUGAACAACACCCAGAGAGCCGACACGUCGAAUAGAUCAGGCCCUACAGCUAGCUCAGAAAAUUUCAUGGAUGCCACUGCAUUCUCACCUGGAGAACAGCAACAACAACAAGGCACUCCAUCAGGCACGCUACCUACGACCCAACCCUCAAUAGGGGUCGAAUCGCGCAACCCUAGCGAUAUGAUGUCUAGCACCUUUGGCGAUCUGAAUGCGAACAUGCCAGUAUUCAACCCCGAAGUUUCCUUUGCAGAUCAGCCGAAUUUGCACUCUAGCGCCACAGCAACCACCACUUCACCUUCUGAUAACCAGUUCUAUCCUUUCCAGCCAUCAUUCGUACCUCAAGAUCUGUGGCAGAUGCCAAUGACGCUAGAAUGGGAUUGGGCAGACUUCUCUACGAUGAAUUUACCAAAUAUGGAUCAACCGGAUAUGUUCCAAGCUACUAUGCAUAAUGGGAUGUAA
Molecule: messenger RNA, 2628 nt
Organism: Talaromyces amestolkiae
Lineage: Eukaryota; Fungi; Ascomycota; Eurotiomycetes; Eurotiales; Trichocomaceae
Exons: 7
Coding region: 1-2628 (875 amino acids)
Biological process (GO): regulation of DNA-templated transcription; DNA-templated transcription
Molecular function (GO): zinc ion binding; DNA binding; DNA-binding transcription factor activity, RNA polymerase II-specific
Source: RefSeq, a predicted model, not a curated record